Molecule: messenger RNA, 1371 nt
Organism: Fraxinus pennsylvanica
Lineage: Eukaryota; Viridiplantae; Streptophyta; Magnoliopsida; Lamiales; Oleaceae
Source: the annotation of a GenBank genome assembly
AUGGAAUCUCUACAACCAUUCUUUAAACUCCUCUUCCUCGUUGCCCUCUUCCACUUCCUCGCCUCCACACCGCCACCGUCCUCCGCCGCCGUUGCCAUCUCCGUUUCCUAUCCCAAAGAGGCCCUCCCCACCAAAUCGGGCUAUCUCGAAGUGAACUCCACCUCUGGUUCUGCCAUUUUCUACGCAUUCUAUGAAGCCCAAAAUUCCAACCACAAGACAUCACUCUCCCAAUCGCCAAUCGUCAUUUGGCUCCAAGGUGGCCCUGGUUGCUCCUCCAUGCUAGCCAACUUAUACGAACUCGGUCCGUGGCGCGUGUCUCCACAGCUCUCACUUGAAGCCAAUCCAGGUUCUUGGAAUCGAAUCUUUGGCUUGCUUUUUCUUGAUAGUCCUAUUGGAACUGGAUUUAGCAUAGCUGCUUCACCUCAAGAAAUUCCAGGAAACCAACACGAUGUUGCUAAGCACCUUAUUAUUGCAAUUAAGAAAUUUAUUGCCUUGGACAAAUCGUUCAAAACUAGGCCAAUUUUUAUUACUGGUGAGAGUUAUGCUGGAAAAUAUCUUCCAUCACUUGGAUAUUAUAUACUAAAGAAGAAUGCCCAGUUGCCUAAAGAAAAAACGGUGAAUUUGGGUGGUGUUGCUAUAGGAAAUGGAUUGACUGAUCCUGAGAUUCAAGUGGCUACUCAUGCUAUAAAUGCUUACAAUUUAGGUCUGAUCAAUAAAAAGCAAAAGGUCCUUUUGGAGAAACUUCAAUCUGAUGCUGUUGGAUUAACUAGAAAUGGUAAUUGGAGUGAGGCAACAAGUGCAAGAACUCGAGUCUUGAACACGUUGACAAAAAUGACUGGUUUAGCCACUUUAUAUGACUUCAGAAGGUUAAUUCCUUACCAAGAUGAUUUAGUGGGAGUGUUUUUGAAUAAUGUGGAAGUGAAAAAGGCACUUGGAGUCGAUGAAAACAUGGUUUACGAGGUGUGCAGCGAUGUGGUGGAUGCAGUAUUGUCCGAGGAUGUGAUGAAGAGUGUGAGGUAUAUGGUGGAGUUGUUGGUUAAGAAUACAAAAGUUUUACUGUAUCAGGGACAAUGUGAUUUGAGAGACGGUGUGGUGUCAACCGAGGCUUGGAUGAAGAAGAUGAAGUGGGAAGGUAUCACAAAGUUUUUGGAGGCCGAGAGGAAGGUUUGGAGGGUUGAUGGGAAGCUAGCUGGGUAUGUGCAGAAAUGGGCAAAUUUGAGCCAUGUCGUGGUUAUGAACGCUGGGCAUCUUGUGCCUACAGAUCAGGCUGUGAAUUCUCAAGUAAUGAUUGAAGAAUGGAUUUUAGAGAGAGGAAUUUUUGGCAGUGAAAAGAAUGAAGAAUUACCUCUCAAUUUUAGGGGAACCAUUUGA